UCUGAUAAAUACAAGCAAGCUUUCGUAUCAUGGAUUGUAAUGAAUAUAUCAUCGUGCGAGGAAAUUAAGUGCAAUUUUUCACUGUGUCUAAAAAAAAAAAGCCUAAUAUUUGCAUGAAAAUUGCUAACUCGUUUUGUCACUUCAAUAAGUCGAUCAAAAAGAAUCGAUUCGUUCAAUGGCUAAGUGCUUGUGGGUGGGUGGUGAGAUAGUGCCAAGAUGUCUCUGGUGGCAUUAUUGAAGAUGCUUGGUCUUGGGGCAGUGGCUAUCGUAUUAGGCCUGGAAGGGCUGGACUGGUUGCUGGCUCUGCAUCUUUGGCCCAGAAGAGGUUCCCGUCAGCCCCUGAAGGAGGUUCUCUUCUUUCCUUCACCGGCAGCAUGUGUGGAGCACUUGUACAAUCCACUCAGGGUUCAUUCAUGCCUGUGUCCCCUCCCUCAUGGCCUCAACACAUCAUUCACCAGACUCCUGGAGCAUCUUCUUUCAGCAUGUGUUUCGCUGGACCUUUGUCUGUUCUCCUUCUCCAACACCGAGCUGAGCCGGGCUGUGCUGCUCUUACACAGCCGUGGUGUGCGUGUGCGCGUGCUUACGGAUCGAGUCUACAUGGCCAUCACCGGCUCUCAGAUCGGCAUCCUCCUCAAGGCCGGUAUCUGUGUGAGGCAAGAGCUGGCUAUCACAAUGCACAUGCAUCAUAAAUUUGCAUUGUUGGAUGGCAGGAAGCUGAUCACCGGCUCCCUCAACUGGACCAUGACAGCGGUGCAGAGCAAUAAGGAGAAUGUGAUUGUGACAGAGGAGCCAGAGCUUGUUCGACCCUAUGAGGACGAGUUCAACAAGCUGUGGGAGGCCAACGACCCGGUCAAACACACAGGGACACGAAGGGACUCCUGACUCCCACCAGAGACGAGUAGAUGGACAUAGUUAGCUGUAACAUUUAAUUAGUUUUGUUUUAUUUAGUAGGAUUAGAUUCAGA
Tachysurus vachellii is the source of this 964-nucleotide messenger RNA. It is a transcript of the gene pld6, whose product is annotated as phospholipase D family, member 6. NCBI's taxonomy places the organism in Eukaryota, Metazoa, Chordata, Actinopteri, Siluriformes, Bagridae. The coding region runs from base 217 to 882 and encodes 221 amino acids. Gene Ontology annotation, biological process: piRNA processing. The record is from RefSeq and is a predicted model, not a curated record. Gene Ontology annotation, cellular component: mitochondrion. Gene Ontology annotation, molecular function: RNA endonuclease activity producing 5'-phosphomonoesters, hydrolytic mechanism. The transcript is spliced from 4 exons.